Molecule: messenger RNA, 1161 nt
Organism: Aegilops tauschii subsp. strangulata
Lineage: Eukaryota; Viridiplantae; Streptophyta; Magnoliopsida; Poales; Poaceae
Molecular function (GO): oxidoreductase activity; antioxidant activity
Source: RefSeq, a predicted model, not a curated record
GCCAUGACGGCUGGCGGCUGCGACUAAGCAGACGGCGACCGCUGGUUGACUCGCUCCCUCUCCCGGCGACGCCCUCGCCGCCUCCUUGUCCCGGCGACAUCCUCUCUCGCGGCGUCGCCUCUCCCAUCGACGGCCCCUAUCCCGGCGACACCCUCGACGCCUCCUUCCCCGACGCUCUCUCCCCCGGUGAGGGCCCCCGGCCCUCUCCCGGCGAAGGCCCUUCUACGACGCCCCCUCUCCCGCCAUGACCCAGAAGACGCCAUCGAAAGCCAGGUUGGAGUCGACCCACGUCUCCGACGGUUUCUGCGCCCCCCAGUUUGAGCUCCCAGAGCCCCUGACAGGGAAAAUCUGGACACUGGAUGACUUCGAGGCCAGCCCUGCUUUGCUGGUUAUGUUCAUAUGCAAUCACUGUCCGUUUGUAAAACAUCUGAAAAAAGAUAUUGCUAAGCUCACUUCGUUUUACAUCGAGAAAGGACUUGCUUCUAUUGCCAUAUCCUCAAAUUCAAUUGUGACAUAUCCCAAGGAUGGUCCCGAGUACAUGGCUGAGGAGGCAAAAAAAUUUAAGUACUCUUUUCCUUAUUUGUAUGAUGAGUCCCAAGAAGUUGCUAAGGCUUUUCGAGCAGUCUGCACACCGGAGUUCUACUUGUUCAAAAAGGAUGAGCAAAGGAAAUUUGAACUUUUUUACCACGGGCAGUUUGAUGAUUCAAGACCCAGUAACAAUGUGCCAGUCACUGGAAGGGAUUUAAGCCGUGCAAUCGACUGUGUACUUAGUGGCCAAGAAUUGCCUUUCUACCAAAAACGAAGUGUCGGGUGCAGCAUCAAGUGGCACGAGUAAAGUCAAACCAGUAAUAUCAUCACGAAUUGGACAAGAAGCUGGGCAAGUGAGCAAGCAGUACUUCCGUGCAAACUUUCUCAGCUCAUCGGCUGAACAUUUGCAAUAUACUCCCUCCGUUCCUUAAUAUAAGACCUUUUAGCUUUUUUUUGAUUCGUAUGUAUGUACACACAUUUUAGUAUGAUUGUUCACUCAUUUUAGCAUGUAUGUGGUCAAUAUUUUGAAAUAGCUAAAAGGUCUUAUAUUAGGGAACGGAGGGAGUACUUAGCUAGUGUACUUUUUUUGCACAAUGAAUGAAAGAAAUUUGUCUUUAUUCUAUUCAACUGAAA